AUGGGUUUCACCGACAUCCUCACUGACGCCGGCUUGACCGUGCUCAACAACUGGCUGCAGACCCGAUCCUACAUCGUCGCUGCUCCUGCCUACGCUCCCACACAGGCCGACGUUGCCACCUUCAAGGCCCUGCAGUCCGCUCCCGACGCUGCCAAGUACCCCCACGCUGCCCGCUGGUACAAGCACAUUGCCACCUUUGAGGAUGAGUUCGCUACCCUCUCUGGCGAUGCUGCCAAGCCCUACACUGCCUACGGCCCCGAGGUCGCUGAGGUCACCCUGAACCCCGCCAAGGCCCCCGCUGCCGAUGAGGACGAUGAUGCCGAGGGUCUCUUCGACUCCGACUCCGAGGAGGAGGACGCUGAGGCCGUCAAGGCCCGUGAGGAGCGCCUGAAGGCCUACAGAGAGAAGAAGGCUGCCAAGCCCAAGACCAUUGCCAAGUCCAUCGUGACUCUGGACGUCAAGCCCUGGGAUGACGAGACUGAUAUGGCUGCCUUGGAGGAGUCUGUCCGUGGCAUUGAGAAGGACGGUCUGGUCUGGGGUGGCUCCAAGCUGGUCGCUGUUGGUUUCGGUAUCAAGAAGCUGCAGAUCAACCUGGUCGUUGAGGACGAGAAGAUCUCCCUUGACGAGCUCCAGGAGGAGAUCUCGGAGUUCGAGGACUACGUCCAGUCCUCUGACAUUGUUGCCAUGCAGAAGCUGUAA
Pestalotiopsis fici W106-1 is the source of this 699-nucleotide messenger RNA. RefSeq lists its product as uncharacterized. Gene Ontology annotation, molecular function: guanyl-nucleotide exchange factor activity; translation elongation factor activity. Gene Ontology annotation, biological process: translational elongation. Gene Ontology annotation, cellular component: cytosol; eukaryotic translation elongation factor 1 complex. NCBI's taxonomy places the organism in Eukaryota, Fungi, Ascomycota, Sordariomycetes, Amphisphaeriales, Sporocadaceae. The transcript is spliced from 4 exons. The coding region runs from base 1 to 699 and encodes 232 amino acids. The record is from RefSeq and is a predicted model, not a curated record.